GUGUGUAGCAUGAACAUGACCAACGCGCGUAUCCGUACCUCCGGCGAGCGGCCAACUGCCGCCUGGGGCUACAUGGGAUGUAACUACGCAGGAUUCGAGGCUCUCAGAGAUUAUUACGGUGAAAUUGUCGAAGAUCAGAAUUGUCAGGAAUGCGCAACUGUUGAUCGCACUCCCACAGUAUUUCAGCGCGACCCCAGCGACAGUUAUAGAGAUAGGGCUGAAGACCAGGAGGACGCCGAGUGGUUGCCAGAUGAUGACUCCAGCACAGACAGCGAGCCUUUGGAGUACGACGCCGAUACUGAUGACGGAAUUGAUGAUUUGUCUAUGGGCAAUGAUUGCGAUAUUUCUGACAAAGAUUGUGCGACACAUCGCAGUACCGUACGAGAAUUGUAUCAACCUUCAUUGAAGAGCUGUCCUCCGCAUGGCACAUGGGAUGUAGAUGGAAGAUAUCUGUACGUUCGAGACCGACGUUUCCGAUACCUGAAGGAUAUGCUGCAGGACCAAGAACAUGGCCCACCUCGAUUUCCGCUAGAGCAUAUCGCUAGCCCCUCUUGUGAGAGUGUGCAAGGCAUCAACGGCCGUAAGCUGAGCGUAGCGGAGAUGAAAGGCUGUCGGAACCACAGGUUCCUCAUGCCAAGGCCAUUCCAUCGGGUGCCACCUAAUUGGAAGCUUGAAGCUGCCGAUAACCUCUUCGAAAAAGACAGCUUGUUUGUGCUUUCGGGAGAAGCAAAUGGCUCCUACGGGUCGAUGGCGGGCCAAUAUGCCUAUCCGCCACGCUACGGAAUAGGCAGGGUUCCGGUAUUAGCUGAGAUCGUCAACAAGGGCUGUUGGGAUCGCGGUUCAUGGGAGCCACUCCCAGUUCAUUCGUAUUGUCUUGAUAUAUACGCUAAAGCAUCAUAUCGCCGGCUAGGCCAUGUCGAUUUGCACGGUAUCUGGCUCUGGCGGGAGCUGUGCGAAAAUCUGUCGAGGUUUGAGUUCGCGGAUGAGGUAAAACUGCCCUACCCUGGCACUGGGAAAACAAACGAAGUUGAUCCAUUUCUCCACCAUGCUGGUGACGAACGGAUGGUCGCAAACCCCGUGGAAAUACCAGGAUUAGUAGACAUGCUGAAGGACCGCCUCAUCAAUAGUACUUCCGGAACUAUCAUUAAACGAACACAGUCACCUCUAUUCGCAUUGCCAGUCGAGCUUCUUAACAAAAUCUUCGUUCUUUUGGAUGACCCAGGUGUUAACGCAAUAGCAGUCACCUGCCGCACAUUUCGCUAUCGUGCACAGCCUCUGUACCGACACCGGGUUAUCAGAGACAUGAGCUGGCUCUGGAAAGUCCUCGAAGGUCGACCAUAUCCAGUGUCGCCAGAUUGGCCGGUAACCUGGGACCCAUGUAAUCCACCCGGCCUUGUUCCACCUGAGUUACCCCUCGGGUUAGAAACACAGAAGAUCGAGACUGAGAUUUGGGCCCAAAUCACAGCUGAUGAUCCAAAUAUGAGUGAUGUUGGCAGGGCUGUUCAAUUAGUCAACUUCAUACGCCGAGAGGCAAUACUGUGUUCCUAUCGCGCAAGAUUGGAACGCUCGCUUCGCGAAUGGCAGGACAUCCGCACAGAAGUUGAGGGCUGGAUCUGUUCCCUACCUCCAAAUGAGGAUGUAGGUUGGGUCCAUCUUUGGUACUCCUUCGCACCUGAAAAGACUUCUUUAUCAGGCAUACGUAAUCGUGUGCGCAUCUGGAAGGAAUGCGAACGGGUUAUAAGCUUUAUUUGCCGAUUGAGAGAUUCGAGACAACUGGACAAAAGCAAGGAACUCGACCGCGAGAUAAUGGAAGACGCAAAUAAUCCCUGGUGGGAGCAAUCAGCGCUAGUAAUGCAAGACAUUUUUCAUGGUAGAUUCUUGAGGAAACGUGAGUGGGAAUAUAAUUCAGUUAGAGAGGCUUUGUAA
Messenger RNA from Bipolaris sorokiniana ND90Pr, 1926 nucleotides. RefSeq lists its product as uncharacterized. The transcript is spliced from 3 exons. Gene Ontology annotation, molecular function: protein binding. The annotation marks the transcript as partial. Lineage: Eukaryota; Fungi; Ascomycota; Dothideomycetes; Pleosporales; Pleosporaceae. The record is from RefSeq and is a predicted model, not a curated record.